Molecule: messenger RNA, 711 nt
Organism: Acaulospora colombiana
Lineage: Eukaryota; Fungi; Glomeromycota; Glomeromycetes; Diversisporales; Acaulosporaceae
Source: the annotation of a GenBank genome assembly
AUGCAACGUAUGCUGGGAGACGUUGGACCUGGCCGCACUUGGGCCAAUAUUCACAAUCAACUCUGCGACUACUGCAUGGUUCAGAUGAGCAUGAAUGCCUUAGCCUCUCCAAUGGAACUCAGAAGUAUGGAGCGAACGGCCUCGCCAGAGCCUAUGGACGAGCCCGAGGAAUUAAGCAAGUCUAUUGAAGACUGUCUUAACCUCAUUCCAAGUUUAGAUGAUAUUCCUCAAGCGGUCGGUUUUACGAUGAGCUCAUGGAUAAAGAACGCAAAUACUAUGGCUAUUAUUAUGUCCUUGUUUGCAGCUGUACAAAUCAUCCUCAUACAAAACUUGCCUCCAACAGAAGAGAAGACAGGCCGCUUAUGGAAUGUUACUAGAGGCUUCAUGUAUGCCGGCAUAUUUCUUCACCUCGGUGGGGCCAUUUCCGCGACCGUCAUCAUGCAAAUGGCGUCCGGCAUACCGGUCAGAGGGAGGCAUGCAGCCUUAACAGAUAGUGAGAAGCAUUUACUCGCCGCAUGGGGUCUCCGUGGCAAAUUCACCGGGACUGCGUAUCAUAUGGUGGUUUGUUUCGUGCUUGGGUUUAUUUCUGCCCUCGUUUCAAUUCUAUUGUGGGUUUGGUCAUCUGAAGGACAAAGAUACGCCCUUGGUGGAACACUCUUGCCAGUUGCAUUGGUGGCUGCUGCCACCUUUUUAUUCGCGUUCUUGUGGUAG